This is a messenger RNA of Emys orbicularis (European pond turtle), 1878 nucleotides long. RefSeq names its product leucine rich repeat transmembrane neuronal 4 (gene LRRTM4). The transcript has 3 exons. The record is from RefSeq and is a predicted model, not a curated record. Gene Ontology annotation, molecular function: protein binding. NCBI's taxonomy places the organism in Eukaryota, Metazoa, Chordata, Testudines, Emydidae. Gene Ontology annotation, cellular component: extracellular matrix. Bases 1 to 1878 code for a protein of 625 amino acids.
AUGGAUAUUUGUCUUCUUUUUAAUAUUGUAGGUUUCCAUUUAAUUAAGCAGCUGAGAGGCAUGAAUGUGGUGUUAGUGCUACUGCCUACGGUCCUGUUUCUUAUGCUCGCAGGGGCUCAGCGAGCUUGCCCCAAGAACUGCAGAUGUGAUGGCAAAAUUGUGUACUGUGAAUCACAUGCAUUCAGAGAUAUCCCUCAGAAUAUUUCUGGAGGGUCUCAAGGCUUAUCGCUACGGUACAACAGCAUCCAGAAGCUUAAAUCAAAUCAGUUUGCAGGCCUGAAUCAGCUCGUAUGGCUUUAUCUUGACCAUAAUUACAUCAGCUCCGUAGACGAGGAUGCGUUUCAGGGGAUCCGUCGGCUGAAGGAAUUAAUUCUGAGCUCCAACAAAAUUACCCAUCUGCACAACAAAACAUUUCACCCGGUCCCCAAUCUCCGCAAUCUGGACCUUUCUUACAACAAGUUGCAGGUGUUGCAAUCUGAGCAAUUUAAGGGCCUUCGCAAACUCUUGAUCUUGCACUUGCGGUCGAACUCAUUGAAAACGGUGCCAAUCAGAGUUUUUCAAGAUUGCCGAAAUCUCGAUUUUCUGGAUUUGGGCUACAACCGUCUACGGAGUUUAUCCCGUAAUGCUUUCGCUGGCCUCUUGAAGCUAACAGAGCUCCACUUGGAGCACAAUCAGUUUUCGAAGAUCAACUUUGCCCACUUUCCACGCCUCUUCAACCUCCGCUCUAUUUAUUUGCAAUGGAAUAGGAUCCGGUCUAUUAACCAAGGGCUAACAUGGACUUGGAGUUCCUUGCACAACUUGGAUUUAUCGGGGAAUGACAUCACUGGGAUAGAACCUGGGACCUUCAAAUGCCUGCCCAACCUGCAAAAGCUGAACUUGGAUUCCAACAAACUCACCAACGUCUCUCAGGAGACUGUCAAUGCGUGGAUCUCGCUAAUAUCCAUCACUCUGUCCGGAAAUAUGUGGGAAUGUACUCGAAGCAUUUGCCCUCUUGUUACUUGGCUUAAGAAUUUCAAGGGAAAUAAAGAAAGCACUAUGAUAUGCGCGGGUCCUAAGCAAAUCCAGGGCGAAAAGGUGAGCGAUGCUGUGGAAACAUAUAAUAUCUGUGCCGAAAUCCAGGUUGUGGUCACUGAAAGAUCAUACCAGCCACCUAAAACACCCCAGAGACCUCUCUUUAUCCCCAAACCUACCAUUUCCAAACUGGAAAACAAUCAAAUGACCUCUGUGAUGCCCACUCCUUCUCCAGACUUACCAACACCUGGAACAGAACCAGAGUAUGAGCAUGUUUCCUUUCAUAAAAUCAUUGCUGGGAGUGUCGCCCUCUUUCUUUCAGUGGCUAUGAUUUUGUUGGUUAUCUACGUGUCUUGGAAGCGGUACCCAGCCAGCAUGAAACAACUGCAGCAACACUCUCUCAUGAAGAGGCGCAGGAAAAAGGCCAGAGAGUCCGAAAGGCAAAUGAACUCCCCUUUACAGGAGUAUUACGUGGACUACAAGCCGACAAACUCUGAGACCAUGGAUGUAUCAGUUAAUGGAUCUGGGCCCUGCACAUAUACCAUCUCUGGCUCCAGGGAAUGUGAGUGGAGUACCAGAGUUGACGGGAGAGCAAUAAGCGGUCGACCCCUAAAUCGACCCCCAGUGCACGUCGAUCCCCCGGUCCCUCACCCCAUGAAGACCUUGCCCUAUUACAGCUAUGACCAACCAGUGAUCGGAUACUGCCAGGCCCACAAGCCUCUCCAUGUAAAUAAGGCGUACGACACCAUUUCCCGGGCGGAGCAGGUUGAGACCACCAACCUGGAACUCAGUCGAGACCACAGCUUCAUAGCAACAAUUGCGCGCUCAGCCGCUCCAGCCAUUUACAUUGAGAGAAUACCAAACUAA